This is a messenger RNA of Thrips palmi, 2523 nucleotides long. RefSeq names its product sortilin-related receptor-like. Bases 1 to 2361 code for a protein of 786 amino acids. The transcript is spliced from 8 exons. NCBI's taxonomy places the organism in Eukaryota, Metazoa, Arthropoda, Insecta, Thysanoptera, Thripidae. Gene Ontology annotation, cellular component: plasma membrane. The record is from RefSeq and is a predicted model, not a curated record. Gene Ontology annotation, molecular function: protein binding.
AUGAGCAUUGAGAUCUUUGAGGGUAAUGAACAUACAAGCAACAAAAACAUGCAAAAUUGGCAAUUGAAGUCAGAAAUAGAACAAGCACUAAAGAGCUGGUAUAAUCAAGAAUUGAUGGGGCUGUCAAAAUGUCAAAGAUUUUGGAAUGAUUUCAGCGUUGCGAGUGCCACCGCGGCGACGGACACGGACGCCGGCGAGGACAACUUUUACGUGCCGGCGUCGCCGCCACUGUGCCCCACGAGCAGCUCGCACUUCUCCUGCGACGCGGGCCGCUGCCUGCGCUACGAGGACGCCCAGGGCCCGGGCGGCGAGUGCAGCAGGCACUGCGUGAAGCCGGCGCCCACCUGCCUGCACCGCAAGUUCGUGUGCGACGGCGUGCAGGACUGCGAGGACGGCGCCGACGAGGCCGACUGCGUGCAGUGCAGCCUAGACGCCUUCCCCUGCGACGGCCUGUGCCACCGGAGGGAGCUCAUCUGCGACAAGGCCUACAGCCACUGCCGCCCCGCCGGCACGGUCUGCUCGGCGGCGCCGUCGCCCUGCCCGGAGCGCAGCCAGGGCAUCGCCAACGUGACCUGCGACGGCGUGCCCGACUGCGCGGGCGGAAGGGACGAGCGCUCCUGCACCGCGCCGCACCACUGCCGGGCCGGCGCCUUCUUCUGCGACGGCCGCUGCAUCCGGGCGUCGCGGCGCUGCGACGGCGUGCGGCACUGCGAGGACGGCGCGGACGAGGCCGACUGCCCCGCCAUCCUGCACGCCAUCGCCGUCGUCUUCAAGCGCCGCGGGAAGGUGGUGUCGAAGCGCGAGUGCUUCGAGUGCGGCAACGGGCGGUGCGUGCCGACGACCGUCAAGUGCGACGGCGUGGACGACUGCGGCAACGGCCGCGACGAGAAGCGCUGCUUCACGCCCGUGUGCGCCGCCGGCGGGGGCAGGAACUGCGUGGCCACCAAGUGCACCGAGCAGGGCAUCCCCUGCAGCUCCGGCUACAAGUGCGGCCGCCUUAAGUGGGCGUGCGACGGCCACCCCCACUGCGACGCCGGCAGCGACGAGCCCUCCGACUGCCGGGGGCCGCCCCGCGUGUACUUCUGCCGGCACGCGCCGGCCGAGGCCGCCGCCAUGCCCGCCGCGACUUGGUGCGACGGCAAGGCUGACUGCCCCGGCGGCGAGGACGAGGAGGACUGUCCGACCGAGCCGCCCCUGGCCAAGGUGUACUGCGCGGACAACCGGACCAGCCACGCCGCCUUCGAGGGGGGCCGGGCCGUGCAGUGCGCGCCGCCGCCGCGCCUGAUCCACUGCCACGACGGCACGCCCCGGAUGGAGACGACGCGCUGCGACGGCGUGGCGGACUGCCCCAGCGGCGAGGACGAGGACGGCUGCGGCCAGUGCUACGACGGCGCGGUGCUGUGCGACGCCCGCUGCGUCAUGGCGUCGCGGCGCUGCGACGGCGUCUUCGACUGCAGCGACGGCGCCGACGAGCGCGGCUGCCACGACGACCUGGUGCUGGGCUCGGCCUUCUUCCACCCCCGCGUGUGCGGCCCUGGCUACUUCGACUGCGGCACCCGGUGCGUGGCCGAGAAGCACGUGUGCGACGGCGUGCGUGACUGCGAGAGCCUCGCGGACGAGACCAACUGCAACGCGUGCCGCGGGGACUCGGUGCCGUGCGGCGGUCGCUGCGUGCGUGCCGUGACGGCCUGCCCGUCCGAGACGCCGUGCGGCGCCAACGCCUCCGCCUCGGGGAUGUGCGACGGCGUGCAGGACUGCGCCGACGGCCACGACGAGGCCGUGUCCCCGUGCGCCAAGAGCUGCGCCGGGCUGCUCUGCGACGGCGUGUGCCGUCCUCUGUCCAGCGUGUGUGACGGCGUCCGCGACUGUGGCGACGGCCGCGACGAGGCGGACUGUCCGGAAGGCGUGACCAAUUCGACGACCAGGGAGACCUGGCGACGCGUCAACCACCGCGUCGAGUUCACCUGGAUCUACAGCAGCGUGUUCACCGUGCGCGGCGUCACCACCAAUGUCACCACCGUCAUCAACGAGACGGUGGCCGUCACCACCACCAACAUCAGCCCGCCGCCCCCGGGCCCCGCGCCGCUCCCCUGCCCCACCACCACCACCCCCGAGCCCACCACCACCCCCGAGCUGGCCCCCACCCCCGCGCCGCCCCUGCGGGGGCAGCGCCCCGGCCGCAAGAGGGGCGCGCAGGGCCGGCGGCGGCAGCAGCAGCGGGCGCGGAACGCCGCGCGGAGGCAGCGCAAGCAGGGCGGCGAGGAGGAGCAGCAGCAGCGGCAGCAGCAGCGGCGGCGAAGACAGAGGCAGCGGAAGCAGGACGCCGCGAGGGCUGCAGGGGUGGCGGACAGGGACGUCUGAGCGAGCGGGCUGCAGCCACCGACCACUACUCUUAUCUCACCCCCUGGGGAAGACCAAGCCUUUCAAGAGCCCCUCUUGAAGCCCACUGCCAAGUAAAUUAGACUGAAUCUUUCCACUACAUGAACACAUAAUGUGCACAAAGCUGUUUUAGAAAAAAAAAGG